CCUCUCACGUGACCGCGACUGGCGCCAGGAGGCACUCCCACCCGGACAGCCUGACUGCUGUUGCUCUUAUCGUAUAACUUCUGGUUUGUCUCGAAAAUGUAUAAUGUUACUAUUCAAAACCAAUAACGUAUCAUAUAUUAACCGCUUGAACAUAUAUCAUAUUAUAUAACACCUGCUAGUGUAGGCACAUUUCACUCGGUCUUGCGGUGUGCGGGGGAUGGACCUCCGAAACAGCUGACCGUGCAUUUCGACUAAAGCACAACAGCCUGGACAUUUCGGUUUGUGCCAAAUGUUGAACCUCUUGAAUAUCAGGCACGACCUAAAAUAAUUAAGGAAAAACAAAAAAGAAUAGACUGUAAACUUUAAACUGUGUAAAAUGUCUGGAAAAGAUCCAAAAGGAGGUGGAACCACUCUGACUGUUGAGAAGGUGUCACUCAUUCCAUUACAGCCCGCCUGCAUUGAUAGAAGCCCCACAAAGGACAGUCUAUCCACAUCCAAGCCCUCUGGGAUCCCUUCCACCUGGCAGGGUUUUGGGCAGAAAGUGGGUCUCCUGGUUCCCUACUUGUGGCCCAGGGGAAGCCUGCUCCUACAGGGCCAGGUUCUGCUCUGUCUGGGCCUACUGGCCGUGGAGAGAGUAAUCAACGUUUUUGUCCCCAUUUUCUCCAAAAACAUUGUGAAUGAUCUAUCAGGCGGCAGCAGCUGGAAAACUCUGGCCAUGACAGUGUGUGUUUAUGUCUUGCUCAAGUUCCUCCAGGGUGGAGGGGCAGGUACAUCAGGGUUUAUCAGUAACCUGCGCUCCUUCCUGUGGACAUGGGUGCAGCAGUACACCAGCAGAGUGGUUCAGCUACGUCUGUUUGGACACCUCCACUCCCUCUCACUGUGCUGGCACCUGGGGAGACAGACCGGAGACGUCCUGACAAGUGUAGAUAGAGGGACCGCCUCCAUUAAUAACCUGCUGAGCUACAUCAUGUUCAGCAUCCUGCCCACAAUUGCUGAUAUAGUCAUCGCCAUCCUCUACUUCGUGUCCUACUUCAGUGCCUGGUUCGGCCUCAUCGUCUUCAUCUGCAUGCUGCUCUACCUGACGCUCACCAUUAUUAUGACGGAGUGGAGGACCAGGUACAGAAGAGACAUGAACGCUCUGGAGAACAACGCCAAGUCCAAAGCUGUGGACUCCCUGCUCAACUUCGAGACGGUGAAAUAUUAUAAUGCUGAGAGAUAUGAAGUGAACUGCUUUGAGGAAGCCAUUCUGAAGUACCAGGGGUCGGAGUGGAAGACUAACGCCUCGUUGGCUCUACUGAACCAGACCCAGAACCUGAUAAUUGGUUCCGGCCUGCUAGCAGGAUCUCUGCUGUGUGCUUACAUGGUCACUGAGGGCCACUUCCAGGUGGGUGACUAUGUCCUGUUUGGCACCUACAUUAUCCAGCUGUACACUCCUCUCAAUUGGUUUGGGACCUACUACAGGCUGAUCCAGAGUGCCUUUAUUGACAUGGAGAACAUGUUCGCACUCCUAACUGAAGAACCAGAAGUUAAAGACGAUGUCAGCGCCACAGAGCUCCUGCUGACCGCAGGGAAAGUGGAGUUUGAGAAUGUCUGCUUCAGUUACACUGAAGGAAAUGUGAUUCUCAGGGACGUGUCGUUCACUGUGACUCCUGGUCAAACUGUUGCUCUGGUGGGGAUGUCUGGCUCAGGGAAAAGCACAAUCCUUCGACUGCUGUUUCGCUUCUUUGACGUCCAGGGAGGCUGUAUCCGCAUAGACGGUCAGGACAUAUCUAAGGUGAAGCAAACCUCUCUUCGUUCCUAUGUUGGUGUAGUUCCUCAGGACACAGUGUUAUUCAGUGACAGCAUCGGUAACAACAUUCGCUACGGACGUGUUUCUGCAAGCAACCAGGAGGUGGAGGAGGCGGCACUCACUGCGGACAUCCAUCACAAGAUACUGUCCCUGCCCGAGGGGUACGAGACACAGGUGGGAGAGAGAGGCCUGAAGCUGAGUGGGGGAGAGAAACAGAGGGUGGCCAUCGCCAGAACCAUCCUCAAGGACCCACACAUCCUCCUGUUGGAUGAGGCUACAUCAGCCCUGGACACACAAACUGAACGGAACAUCCAGGCUUCGCUGUCCAAAGUCUGUGCUGGCCGGACCACCAUUGUGGUUGCACACAGGUUGUCGACCAUCGUUGGAUCAGACCAGAUACUGGUUGUCCAAGAUGGCCGGAUCGCUGAGAGAGGAAGGCAUGAAGACCUGCUGGCCCAGGGAGGUUUCUAUUCUGCUAUGUGGCUGAAACAGCUGCAGAAGACCCCGAACCCUAACACAGAGUUCAACCCUAACACAGAGGUCAACCCUGACACAGAGGUCAACCCUAACACAGAGUUCAACCCUAACACAGAGGUCAACCCUGACACAGAGGUCAACCCUAACACAGAGGUCAACCCUGACACAGAUGUCAACCCUAACACAGAGUUCAACCCUAACACAGAGGUCAACCCUGACACAGAGGUCAACCCUAACACGGAGGUCAACCCUAACACGGAGUUCAACCCUAACAGAGAGGUCAACCCUAAGAGAGUUCAACCCUAACACAGAGGUCAACCCUAACACAGAGGUCAACCCUAACAGAGAGUUCAACCCUAACAGAGAGUUCAACCCUAACACAGAGGUCAACCCUAACACAGAGGUCAACCCUAACAGAGAGGUCAACCCUAACAGAGAGUUCAACCCUAACACAGAGGUCAACCCUAACACAGAGGUCAACCCUAACAGAGAGGUCAACCCUGACACAGAGGUCAACCCUGACACAGAGGUCAAUCAUAACACAGAGGUCAACCCUAACACAGAGGUCAACCUUAACAUAGAGUUCAACCCUAGUACAGAGUUCAACCCUAACACAGAGGUCAACCCAACACAGAGGUCAACCCUAUCACAAAGAUUACCAGCCCAAUCUUCCCCACUAAUUAACCCUAAGCCAGAGGUUGACUCUAACACAGAGGCCCUCCAUGCCAGGACGUGACAGUUUAAAACAUAGCACAUAAAAGUUGCUAAUUAAAUUCUAAAAUACACCUUGGAAGUAAGUUAUUUUAAUCUUCAUAAUCUUCAUAAGAUGUUACAGAGAACAAGUUAAUUACCUAAAAUCCAGGCCAAUGUUUGUUAUAUUUAACUUCAUAUUGAUGUAAUUUAUUCUUCAGCUGUUUUGUUUGCCUAGGCCCAGUUGACUCCCAUUCACUCCUUGUUAUAUUGAUGUAAUUAAUUCUUGAGAUGGUUUUGUUUGCCUAAGCCCAGUUGACUCCCAUUCACUCCUUGUGGAAUUUUAAGGAUUUAUGGGGUACAUUGCUAAAGGCUAUAUAAUUUGCAUUAAUAGGAUUUCAGUGCAGUUUCAAAAUCUCCCCUAACCAUCUCUGCACUUACCCAAAGGUCAAACCUAACCCAGAGGUCAUUCCUAACCCAUAGGUCAAACCUAACCCAGAGGUCAUUCCUAACCCAUAGGUCAAACCUAACCCAGAGGUCAUUCCUAACCCAGAGGUCAUUCCUAACCCAUAGGUCAUUCCUAACCCAGAGGUCAUUCCUAACCCAGAGGUCAUUCCUAACCCAUAGGUCAAACCUAACCCAUAGGUCAAACCUAACCCAUAGGUCAAACCUAACCCAAAGGUCAAACCUAACCCUAGGUCAACAGACGCCUCCUCCCUUCAGCAGUCCCUGAGCUAGCAUGUGGAAUCCAGAGCAAAGAGCCAAAGUGGAUUUCGAUACUCGACCAUCACAAGUUACAUGAAACCAAACCCAUUAUUGUGGCAUUUUGGUGGGUAUAGGCAAACUUUGGGAAGUGGUUUGAACUACUUCCGACAUAUUACUGCUUGUCCAGGAAGUCUAAAUAAGUAUGGUGUACGGAAAUGAGUUUUGUCUGAGAAGUGAACCUAAGAAAAUAAACCAAGUGUGAUACAUCAUUAUCUGUUUGCCUGGAACCAAAGCAUUUAACGCUUCAUAACCUUAUUAUAACCAUUUAUAAGCCUUGUAAAAUACUGUAGCUGUAGUGUAAAAUGUGUGUGUUUCUUUGUCAAUUACUUUCUACAGUAUUCAUGUGUAUCAAGAAACAUUACAAUGCAAAGAAACGUCAAAUCUUUGAAUCUACUGUUGUUUAUUAAACUGAAGAUGACAUCCAUUUACGAAAGAGUUGAACAAGUUAUACACUCAGGAAUAAAUAAAAGAACAUAAUAAACAAUAAGUAA
Molecule: messenger RNA, 4212 nt
Organism: Esox lucius (northern pike)
Lineage: Eukaryota; Metazoa; Chordata; Actinopteri; Esociformes; Esocidae
Gene: abcb6b
Product: ATP-binding cassette, sub-family B (MDR/TAP), member 6b
Exons: 18
Coding region: 377-2572 (731 amino acids)
Biological process (GO): transmembrane transport; heme transport
Cellular component (GO): membrane
Molecular function (GO): ATP binding; heme binding; ABC-type heme transporter activity
Source: RefSeq, a predicted model, not a curated record